CUUGUAUAUUGCCUUGUUCACCCGCAGCGCGAGCCUCAGCCUUCAACGCCCAGCAAAAAAUGAUCCUCACAACCUGCGCCGCCUGCGCCGCCCCACUGGCCCACACCGCGCCGCAGUGCGGCCGCUGCCAGACGCGCUACUGCGGACGCCCCUGCCAGGUCAAGCACUGGAACGAGGGCGGCCACAAGGCUCUAUGUAAGAAAAUCAAGAAGGGCGGCGGCGCGGAACAAUACCACGCCGACAAAAAGUAUAAGGAGGCCGUCGCGGUUGCGGUCGAGAAAUGCGCCGACGACACAAAGGGCCAGACGUGCUACAUCUGCACGCAAGCCGUCCACUGGAAAACAAAGGAGGGCCUCGUGCGCGGGUGUGCGUGCCGCGGGACGUCGGGAGUUGCGCACGUGUCCUGCUUGGCGGAGCAGGUGAAGAUUUUGUGCGAGGAGGCGGAGGAGAACAAUUUGGGUGAUAAGGCGUGGAAUGAGCGGUCGAACAGAUGGCAAAAGUGCAGUUUGUGCAAUCAGUGCUACCACGGCGCCGUGCACCACGCGCUCGGGUGGGCGUGCUGGAAGACGUACGUCGGGCGGCCGGAGAUUGACUCCUCUCGGCGCACUGCCAUGUGCCAUCUCGGGGAUUCUCUUAUCAGAAACGGCGACGCAAAGGGUGCACUCGCACUCUUUGAAUACCAUUUGAAUUUGGAGCGACGUUAUCAUGGCCCAAACUUCGAAGAACGGUCGAGCCAGGAUGAUGUGCUGUCAGUCGAAGAAGACAUCGCGUAUUGCUACGUGGAGCUUGGACGGCACGAGGACGCGAUCAACCUGAGACGAUCGGUCUACAGAAAAUACUUAGCCAAGUACGGACCGACACACAGGAAGGUACUUGGUGCUGGGCUGGACUUAGGACGCUCGCUCGUCGAUGAUUAUUUUUUUGAAGACGCAAAACCUUUUCUGCUUGAUCUCAUUCCAAAGGCCAAGAUCGCGUUCGGGAAUGAACACCAGAACACUCUUUUGAUGAUUCUAUAUCAUGCAAUAGCUGUUCAAAAACACUGCGAGUCCUCUCUCGACGAGCAGCGCGAGGCCAUUGCGAGGCUCGAGGAUGUCUGUCGUAUAUAUCGGCAGGUCUACGGAGCCGACCAUCCGAUGCGUGGUAUUGCGGACGGGCGCCUGAAAGAUGCACGCAAGAGACUCUCGCUCCAGGAAGCGCGCCUGGUGGAGGACGCGUCCGAGAAGCUCGCCCAGGGCCUACGCAUCGACGGCGACGACGAGAGCGAAGCCCCGUAGUGUAUGUAAGUCAUCAC
Molecule: messenger RNA, 1291 nt
Organism: Pelagomonas calceolata
Lineage: Eukaryota; Pelagophyceae; Pelagomonadales; Pelagomonadaceae
Source: the annotation of a GenBank genome assembly